This is a messenger RNA of Opisthorchis viverrini, 549 nucleotides long. RefSeq lists its product as hypothetical. Gene Ontology annotation, molecular function: protein deglycase activity. Gene Ontology annotation, cellular component: nucleus; cytosol. The transcript has a single exon. Gene Ontology annotation, biological process: protein deglycation, glyoxal removal; guanine deglycation, glyoxal removal. The record is from RefSeq and is a predicted model, not a curated record. Lineage: Eukaryota; Metazoa; Platyhelminthes; Trematoda; Opisthorchiida; Opisthorchiidae. The annotation marks the transcript as partial.
AUGUCUGCGUUGAUUAUCUUGUCUGAAGGAGCCGAAGAACUCGAGACUGUAACUGUGGCGGACGUUCUUGCUCGCGCUGGCAUAAAAGUCACCUUGGGAGGACUUCAAGGCUCUGGUGUAGUCAAAUGCAGUCGCGGUGUCGGGAUACAGGCGGACGCAGCUCUGCAAAGUGUGGCGUCUAAGUUGUACGACGUGGUUGUGAUGCCCGGUGGCCUUGGUGGCUCUAAGGCGAUGGCCUCCUCAGAUUUGGUUGGAAAACUGGUGCGCGCGCAUUACGACGCUGGGAAAUACGUGGCAGCUAUCUGCGCAGCUCCUAUGGGAUUGCAGUCGCACAAAAUUGCCCUGGGGAAAAAACUGACAUGCUAUCCGUCGUGCAAGGACUCUGUACCGGACUUCAAUUACUGCGAGGACAGUGUUGUCGUCGAUGGCAAGUUAGUGACCAGUCGGGGUCCAGGCACGGCAAUGCAGUUUGCUUUAAAGCUGGUGGAGUUGUUGGUGGAUAAGAACACAGCCCAUAAGGUUGCCAGUGGGAUGCUUGUUGAGUACAGU